This is a messenger RNA of Diorhabda sublineata, 5796 nucleotides long. It is a transcript of the gene Lpin, whose product is annotated as phosphatidate phosphatase LPIN3. The record is from RefSeq and is a predicted model, not a curated record. Gene Ontology annotation, cellular component: nucleus. Gene Ontology annotation, molecular function: transcription coactivator activity; phosphatidate phosphatase activity. Gene Ontology annotation, biological process: fatty acid catabolic process; cellular response to insulin stimulus; positive regulation of transcription by RNA polymerase II. The transcript is spliced from 17 exons. Bases 534 to 3290 code for a protein of 918 amino acids. Lineage: Eukaryota; Metazoa; Arthropoda; Insecta; Coleoptera; Chrysomelidae.
AGUUGUAUUGUUGUAUUCUCCAGAGGUAUGGUGUUAAUGUAAUAUCUGUAAUUGUUUGGUGAAAAUAUAUUAGCAUAUUAUGUAUGAUUAAUUUAAUAGGAGAUUCAUUUAUGUAUCACCUUAAUUUUGAAAAUUUGUUUACUAUAUUCAUUUCAACUCCUUGCAUACUCUGUGAAGACUUGGCAACGCAGUAAAAAGACCGGUUCAUUUCUGUAUCCCCGUCAGAAAAAUCAGCUGUUUAUCGUAUGAUUUAAUUUUUGAACGGUUAGGUGAGAGUGGAGCGAUUGAAGGUGUUCUUUGUGUAGAUUGUGAAAUUUGUUAUAACAUUUACAUCGGUAAUAAGUGUAAUUUUGUGAAGAUAAACGUUAUUUGGACGAAAAAACAACACAACGGUGCUAAGUGUCAUUGUGAUUAAGUGACCUAAUUAGAGGAGGACUGUGAUAAGACUUUAAUUACGAAUAAUGUACUGAAUAACUCUUCACAAUUAGGAGCCAAAUUUAGGGUUGAAAUCGACGUCUAUAUUAUCUAUCAAAAUGCAUGGAAUGAUGAAAAUUUUCUCAAAUUUCAAAGAUUUUUAUAACGAUAUAAAUGGUGCAACAUUGACUGGUGCUAUAGAUGUGAUUGUAGUAGAACAACAAGAUGGUUCUUUCAAUUGUUCCCCGUUCCACGUAAGAUUUGGGAAGUUGGGAGUUUUAAGAAGUAGAGAGAAGGUGGUGGAUAUAGAAAUAAAUGGAGAGCCACAAGAAAUUCACAUGAAACUUGGAGAAAGUGGAGAAGCUUUUUUUGUAGAAGAACUAGAAGAUGAUGAUGAUGAAGAAAUUCCAGAACAUUUGGCCACGUCACCAAUACCUGUGUCAGAAUUCGAAAACAUGUUUAAGAAACAAGGAAGGCGGCUAAGCUUGGAAGAUAUUUCCAAUUUAGGAUUGGAAAAUGAAGCAAAUGAUUAUAAAACACGUCGCAAUACUGCUGAUAAUGAGAAUAGCAAAACACGUGAACGAAAUUUCAUUAGAAGACAAUUGGUUUUAGGUAAUUUGGAAAUCAACGAAAAUUCAGCAGAAGAAAUGACAUUAUCUAUGAUAUCAGGAAAACACAGCAGCGAAGAUUUAAGUAAAAGUCAUAACGAUAUAUCGGAAACCAUAUUUAAAAUGGAUAGCUUAGAUAUAGAAAACAGUAAGGCUGAAGAAUUGAAGUCUGAAAAUAUAGCUCCGGUAUCUACUGCUACAUAUACCAAAAGUACAGAUGAUCCUUCUACAGAAAGUAAGAGUAGUAAAAAACGUCGAAAAAGAUUGCGAAGAAAAAAUGCUCCAAAGAAAUCAUCAAGUAUUAACCAAAUAAGCGCUAGUCAAGCUUCAGAAAAUUUAGAAAAUAAUGAUACAAUUACUGAUAGAAGUUCAUUGGAUAGUAAUGGUUCUGAACCAGAUCUCAAGGAAAUCCAAUCGAAAUCCAGAAAUAAUGAGGAUAUAUUGCGGGCCGAUACUUCAAAUAUUAAAAAAAUCGAUGCUGAUUUUCAUUUUUUCAGCGAUACUGAACUAACAAAAAAUGGAAAUGUUGAUUCCAGAGCCGCGUCUCCUGUCAAUGUUGAAGCUGUGUUGUCUGACACAGAAUUUGAAGUAAAGGGAAGAAAAGAUGAUCUCAUGGAUGGUGCAAAAAGCUGGGAAUGGGGUGGAUUUCCAAGCGUAUCUCAAACAAAUUCUCCAGCUAGCGAUAAGGAACAUAGAUCUAUGCUAAGCGGUAUGUUUUCCUUUAUGAAACAAAAACAUGGUACUCAGAAUCCUUUAGAAGGAGGAAUAUAUUUGUCAGAGAUUACUUCAGGUACUGUCAAUCAAGAAGUAGCUCAAACAUAUUUCAGUACAAGCAAGGAGAGAAAAGAAGUCGAGGUGGAUUGUGAAUCAGGAAAUGGACCUUCGCUGACUCAAAGCCCCAACAGCGCAGAUGGAUGCAAAAGUAUCGACUCCGAUUUUGAGGAUCAAAAUAAAUUUGCCCAGACGUUUUCACAAGAUAUCUCGCUCUCCAUGUGUGGCUGGGAACCGGAACCAAAUUGCAACAGGUUUUUAGAAAAAGUCGUUAAAUUUAGCGAUUUGUGUAAUAAUCCCAUUCUAUUCGAAAAUCCCGAUUUGGUUGUGAGGAUCAAAGAUAAAUAUUAUACGUGGAAAGUCGCUGCACCUAUUAUAACCAGUAUAAUGGUAUAUGGAAGACCGUUGGUUCAAUCAUCUGUUGAUCAGUUAUGUAAUAUACACAUGCCAAAUCGGCCAGCUGCACAGGAAUUGAAAGAAGAAGGUCCGAAACAAGAAAUUAGACGAUCCUGGUGGAGAUGGAGUCGUGGUGCAACUUCUAGAGAAACUACUCCUGCUUCUGAAAAUGUUAAUAUUAAAAAAGUUGUUGAUACCAAACAGGUUGUUAUAGAAAAGGGGGAGCAUGUCAAAAUAAAAGAAAAUGACAAAUUAGAAGAAAGUGACAAAACGGAGUCUUUUGGUGAACAAAUUAAUAUACCUAGAUCUCCUAACUCUAGUUUUGAAAAGUAUCGAAAAACUUUAAGAUUGACUUCUAAACAAAUUGCUUCAUUAAAUUUAAGAGACGGUUUGAAUGAAGUAGAAUUCAGUGUUACAACAGCUUAUCAGGGAACUACAAGAUGCCAGUGUCAUUUGUACAAGUGGAAAUGGGACGACAAAAUUGUUGUAUCUGAUAUAGAUGGUACCAUAACAAAGUCUGACGUUUUAGGCCACAUCUUACCUAUCGUUGGCAAAGAUUGGGCACAGACUGGAGUAGCUCAAUUAUUCAAUAAAAUUGAAGAUAAUGGUUAUAAAUUACUCUAUUUGAGUGCAAGAGCCAUUGGCCAGGCAAGGAUUACCAGGGAUUAUUUAAAAUCUAUUAAGCAAGGAAAUUUGAGUAUGCCUGAUGGUCCAAUACUUUUGAAUCCAACAUCUCUGAUAACGGCUUUCCACAGGGAGGUCAUCGAAAGGAAGCCAGAACAGUUUAAAAUUUCAUGCAUGUCCGAUAUCAAAGCUUUAUUUCCUGUUGAUUCAAAUCCUUUUUAUGCUGGUUAUGGAAAUCGAAUUAAUGACGUUUGGGCUUACAGAGCAGUUGGGAUACCAAUAGUUAGAAUAUUCACCAUCAAUCCAAAAGGGGAAUUAAAGCAUGAACUCACCCAAACUUUCCAGUCAAGUUAUUCCAACAUGAGUGUAAUUGUUGACCAGCUGUUUCCGUCUCGUUUGGAAGCAGCAAAUGAUUUCUCGCAAAAUAUAUAUUGGCGUGAUCCUAUAGCGCAAAUUGAUGAAGACCCUUUAGUUUAAAAGGCUAUUUAUAAAAUAUGUCAUUUGCAUUUAUUAAUGUAAACCUCUGUGAUUAGCUUAAAAUAUUUGUGCUUAUUGCUGAUUACUGUUUAAGUUUGGCAUGUGUAAAUUUAUAAUUACCCAAUUGUGAUAGGAAAAUUAAUUAAGGGGAUGGAGACGUAACAUUUUAGACUUGGAUUGAUUUUUAAAAAUAUGUAAGAUACAUGUACAUUUUAAUUUUUGUAAACCCCUCUUCUGUUGUUGUAACGUAACCUUUAAUUUUUAUUUUAUAAGGGCGCUAUUAAUUUUAGUAGACAUUUAAAUUUUUUUAGGUGAUCAGACUUACCAAAUUAUGGCUUUAUUUCACAGACCGUUUGAUUUAUUACUUCAGGUUUUUUUAUAAUUAUAGUAUUUGAAGGCAUUAUGCCAAUUCCAAUUUAUGAGUAAUUUAAAAAUAGUAUAUUUCAACUGACAUAUUCUAAUGGACUUGGUUUAGUUUGUGUAAUACAAUCAAGUUUUAUUAUAUACUGUUGUGAUUGCAUUAUGAUUGUUUAUCAAGACAAAAAUAUACCUGUGAUGUGUGAAUGUUGAAAUAAAAAUGUUUGCUUGUCUAAAAAUCAAUAUUGACGUUUUUAAAAUUGAGUUAUGACUGACUGAAAGUUCUGAAUUACUUUGACAUGUAUCUAAAUUCUUCGCUGCCAAUUUUUCAGAUUGUAUACAGAAAUAUAAACUCCAGAAAAAUUUUGUUUAGGAAAAUAUGGCCCAUUUGGUUUAAAGAGACGAUGAUAAAAUAGUUGAAAAUGUUUGUUAAAGGAAUUAAUGUAUAUUUUGGUUAACGAACUAAUUUUGCUAAACAGAUAUCUUGACUUUCACUCCACUUCUAUCUCAAACUUGGUUGAAUAUGAUUUUCUUUCUAGUCUGGAAUUGGAACUUUCUGAUUGUACUGAAUUUUUAUCUUCGUAUUUGAUUUAUAGUGAUUAUUAUUUAUUUGAUAAUCAAUAUUUUUGAGCUAUUAGUUCAAAAACUAGUUAUUUGAUUGUUCCUUUUUGGAAUUAUCGGUGGUUAUUUAGUAACAUUUAGUUGUAUUUUCCUUUCAAUAAAUUAUUGGAUAACACAAAAUAGAAUAUAUAAAUUAUGUACUGGACAUACUACUAUGAGUUGAGUUGAUAUGGGUAUCAAGUAGUUUUUGGAAGAGCUCAUUUCAGUUGAAAUAUUUUCAAUUGUUUACAGUUAUACUGGAAGUGAAUACAAACUCUGUUAAUUUGAAUGUAACACACCCCGUUUUAUAUCGCAUUUUGACAAUCUAUUAUGAAUUUAUAUACAACUUAUAAUUAGAGGAUUCAAGUUAUUUCAGUUUUUUUUUAAUUUUUGUAACUCUCUUCAAAUGCUUUUAAAAACCGAUGGAUGUUAACAUAUGUAGUGAGCUUAUACUGGGGUGUAAACAAACAAUAUUUCAACAUUUCUUUCGAGAUAUCUUCAUAGCACACUUAUAACCUUGUAUAUCCUGUACUCAUAGUAAUGCUCUAAUGUUUCCUUAUGUGAUGUACAAACUAUUAUUAAGGUAUGAUAUUUGGUUAUAAAUUAUUUUUUGAAUAUUUUCAAUGUCUCAGUCUAAUAAUUAUAUCUCUAUAAUGAAAAGGGGUAAUUUGAGAGGGUACAGCAAGAUCUGUAUGGUAGUUUAAUUAUAAGCCUUUCAUAUAAAAACAUAAUGUAUUACUGAAUGUUACCAUUUCAGUCUUAAGUAGCUAGAAUUGCUUUAUCAGCGAAUAUUUUGCAAAUUGUCUAACACUAUGUAAUCAUUAUCAAACUUUUUCUUUUUAUAGAAUAGACAAUUUUCAAAAAUAAUUUAAAAAAAUUCCUAGAACAAAUAAAAAUAUUUUCUAAUUUAAUACACAGAGAACAAAGCUUUUAAAAAGCAAUUUUUGGAAUAUAAUUAAGUAGUAUGUAGAGGUAGCUUGCCAUGAAUAUAAUAAUUCUAUAUUAAAGGUUUUUUAAGUCGUUUUGUUUGAUAUUAAAAGGAAUUUAAUUUAAUCGAUUUCAAUUUAACCUUCCUACCAUUGCAUAGUAAAUCUGCAAAAGUUGACAUCAAUUUAAUUAUAGUUUAUGAAUUUCAGUUUAGGGUAACAGUGAAUUGUGUAAUUCGAGUAGGCUCGUUUGCAAAAAGUUCUUUAGCCAUUUUUAAUAGUUUUUGCAUUAUCACUUAAGUUCCUUUCCUAUUUCAUCGGACAUCGAUUGGUAUUUUCUUUAUUAAUUUUGCCUGAAUGGAAUGUUGAAGUCGAUUAUUUACAAUGACUAGGAUUGAUUUAUUUUGACUUUUUCAAGGCUGUUGGUAUUGUGAUAAAUAAUCUACCAAUAAAAUAGGUCUGUAUUGUAUUUAGUUUCUAUUUUUUUUAUAUAUAUAUAUGUAUAAUUCAAUUAUGUUUCGUCAAAAACUUUGAAUUUUGUGAUAUAGUUUGUUUGUAACUUUAAAAAAAGUGUAACAUUAUUUUGUAAUUUGAGUUAGAGCAAUAAAUUAUUUUUUUGGAAA